Molecule: messenger RNA, 12348 nt
Organism: Cinara cedri
Lineage: Eukaryota; Metazoa; Arthropoda; Insecta; Hemiptera; Aphididae
Source: the annotation of a GenBank genome assembly
CGGAGGAUUCCCGACCUUAUCGCCCUUAUCUUCUAGGACCGUGCCAUAGAUAGUAAAUGAACCAUAAAAUAUAGAUAUCGAUCAUUCAAUCAUUCGGGGCUGCCGCCGCUGUAAUCACCACGAUAAUAGUAAUAAGUAGUAACGUUUCGGUUCCCGCAACAUUUACAAUUUUAUAGUUGUAUUAUCGAAGUCUCGGUGCUUACUCUGCUCGUGUACUUGAAUAUAUGAUGUUCUUUACGUGGUCUUCCCAGUGAACGCUUCCAAAGGACCCAGAGACGUCGUUGACAAAUCCAGUGGUUUUUUCAUGACCUCUCUCCAUUAAACCACAUGUCCUAAAUGAAGAGUAAGUGUAUUAUGCAUUUGUUUGUACCCGGUACUAUUUGAACUCGCUAAUUUGUUGUUGGACAUUUUUUAGAAAACCGAAAAUUGUACGGAAGCAUUUCUUUUAUCUAUGUUUAAUGGCUUAGUAUAUUAUAAAUUGAGUAGGUAUAUCGAAAUAGUUGUCGUUUGACUUUACAGUCAAUGUUCAGUCCAUACUUUAUCUUGACUCAUGUAUCUUUUGUCAGACCAAAAGUUUUUCGAUUAGAACUACCUAAGCACUUCGGGUACAUAUUCCCUUAACAUCUGUUUCUUAUCUCUGCUGGUUUUUUCACAGUUUGUUCAAUCAAUUAUUAGGUAUUUUACAGUUUUGUACAAGACCACUGAUUAUUAAAAAACCUACGAUUUAAGAGUAUCUUAGGUUCAUGGUUCAAACAUUAACAUCUGAUCAAUUAACAAAUCUAAUUAUUAUACGAUUAUGUGAGUAAUAAUAAUAUGUUGAUAGUCAUCAUAUGAUUACAUUGAUACAGAGUCUAGUGUAAUGAGUGACUCAACAUUAUAUCGCUUACUUGUUUUUCAUUUUAAAUUCCUAUCUACUUCAAAAAUGGAAAAAAUUGUAAUUUCUCGAAAUAAAUAGAUAAUUUUUUCACUUUUUUAAUAUUGUUUAUUUUACAACUUUAUCCUUUUUAUACUUUCGUUUUGUAUUGGUUGCUUUUAUAUUUUAUCAUUUAAAUAAUAUUUAAGUCAAGUAGGCGUGUUAACAUAAUACUUACUUACCUACCUAUUAUUUCAUAUUAUAAUGUACAUUGAUUGAUUUGUAUUAAUAUCUAAUAUUAUUUAAUUUUUCUGCAAUAGAAUAACAGCAAAACAUUUUAAUAAUCAAAAUGGAAAUUGAACAAAUGGUUUACGAAACGCUCUUGCAAGCAAGCAGUCAACAUCCUGAUAUGUUAAAACCGGCCGAGCAAAAACUCAAAGAAUGGGAAGUUGAACCAGGAUUUUAUUCAGUGUUAUUUGUAAGAACUUAACUUUAUUUUGGGUAAUAUUAAAUUUUGUAUGUAAAUAAAUGAUAAUUAAUCAUUUUUAGAGAAUAUUUUCCAAUCAAUCAUUGGAUCUAAAUGUUCGUUGGAUGUCAAUUUUAUAUUUCAAACAAGGUGUUGAAAAAUAUUGGAGGAAAAACCUUCAACAGUAUGUAUUAAAUUAUUUUUCUAGUUAUCAGAUAUUUGAAAAUUUAAAUAUUUACCUUUUUUUUUAUUUUAAGUGGCAUAUCCGAACAAGAAAAAGUUACCUUAAGAAAAAUGUUACUAACAAAUUUGUCAGAACCAGUUCCACGACUUGCUACUCAAGUUAGCGUAAUUAUUGGCAGAGUUGCAAGGUCAUUAAAAUUUUCAAAUUGUAUAAUAAUAAUUAUAAAUAAGUUUUAUUUUGCCUAUUAUCAAAUAAUUUUUGUUUUAAUUUUCAGUCUUGUAGAUUUACAAUUAUUUAAAAUCCAUGCUUUAAUUAAGUCAUUUGUAUAAUUUUUUUUUUAAUAUUAAAAAAGCAAUAUAUAUUUUUACUAUAACUUUUAUGACUGAUGUAUUUGCAUAGUGGAUAUUCGCUAUUUGUGGAUACUCACCGCUUAAAGAGAAUGAAGUACUCAUACAAAUAUUAGUUUAUGGUAUUUGUUGUCUAUUGGCACUUUUCCCCUAUGAAUUGUUGAGAAUGUGACACAAAUAAAAAUAAAUUCAUUACCAAAAUAGAUAUUUGUUGGUUAAUUUUCACAAUGUGAUUAAUAUUUUCCAAUUCCCCAUUUGAUUUUCUAUAGUUUCUUGAGAUUCUUAUAUCUGCGUAAUAAUUGCGAUUCACUUGCAGACAAAUAAUUGCAUUUUUAAUUUAUCUUUGAUGUGGUGCAUGAUUUAUAGCAUGAGCGGCCAAACUAUUUUUGGUAGAGAUCUACUUAGAAUAUAUUUUUUUUUUUGAGGAUCGACUUCCUAACAAAAAUGUAUAAUUAUAAAUUACUUAAUAGAUAUAAAUUACAAACAUGCACGUAUAAAUAAUAAACUUAGAUUAUAAACUUGGUAUAUAGUUAAAAAAUGUUUUUCAUCACACUAUUAUUAAGACUAAUAUAAUGGAUGUUAUUAUAAAUAGAAUUGCCAGUAUAAACGCUAUUGAAUUGUAUUACUUGAUACAUUUAUAACAAAAUAAUGAUAGGCAAUAUAUUAACAAAAAAUUAUCAAAAUUAAGAUUUAUUUACUAAUUAUAUAAAAAUAGAUUCUAACAAAGGAGAGAUCGACAUUUAAAUCAUCUGCGAUCUACCAGUCAAUCGCAAUCGUCCGUUUGGCCACCCCUGAUCUAUAUAUAAUUAUCCUAUCAAAUGGCAUGCUGUACAUUAAAAUAAUUUAAUUUUCAGAUUGGAUUGGCCAUAUGACUGGGAAGAUUUGAUGCCAGAACUUAUGGAACGUAUUAAAUACGACACACAAAAUCGUGCAUUAUUGUCCAUGCACCAUGUAGUCAAAUCAUUAGCAGGUAAACGCUUAUAUGAUAGUAUUCGAUUAUUCCAAGAUGCUUCCAGCCAACUCUUCCCGAAUUUUCAUAGUCAUUGGGAACAAAGAACAGAUACUUUUAUCAAAGAGGUAAAUAUGAAUGUAACAAGACUGAAAUUGACAUAAAUUGAAAAACACAUGUUAUUAUACAGAUGGAACAUGGCAAUGUAUCGCCUUCGGUAGCUAAACUUUUAGAAGAUGCAUUUUAUACUCAAAAAAUUUUAUCUAAUUUUGUAUUAUAUGGUUUUAAAUCACCUUAUCCAGACGAUGUAAAACGAUUUAUAUUAGCUAUUUUUAACAAAGUCAGACCAAUUGUCGCUUGUCGUAAGUAAAAAUUACAUUUUUAUCAUGAUUAAACUAAAAUUGUUAAUAUAUUUUUAUUCCUAGGUGUUUACUAUCCUGAUUUAGUAGAAAAAUUUGUUUGUCGUAUGUUUAAAAUGUUAAUGGCAAUUAUAGAAGACCAUCCAGCUGAAUACCUGGAUUUUAUUCAGCCAACUGUUGAGUUAGCCUAUUCUUACGGAUUCACUCCUGAUGGAAAUAAUAUUGUUUUUGAAAGAUUUUUAAUUCAGCUUUUCAACCUUACCAAAUUAAUAUUAAUCUGUCCACAAUAUAAGUUACCUCGUACAAAUGGUCCUGUUUGUCAAAUGGAUGGUGAGCUUUUCAUGAUAAUAAUGUUAAUUACUUAAUUCUUGUAAAAAGAAAUAUUGGGUAGAUACCCAAAAAUCAGUUUGAUUUCAAAUUUAUCAGUAAAUAUUAGUUAUACUUAAUAUACUUAAUUGCUGCUUUUCUUGUCAUACUUAAUUUCUACUAAAUGUCACAGAAUAAAUUUAAAUUAUUUUAUAUCCACUUUACUUUUAUCGCCAACGGUGAUGUGAAUAAAUUUUAAUCAAAUUCUGGUUUAAAAAAUCAUACAUUUUUUCUUUGAUAUUGCUUUUAUUUUUGUUUUUCCGACAUCACCAAUUUCAAUAAUAUUGACAAUUUAGGACACUUAUAAUAUAACUGCAGUUUACCUAAUAUAUUUUUGUACUUUUAAUUUUUAAUAUCAACCCACUAUUAUGUUAUAUAAUAAUUAAUUAUUAUAUAAUAAAUAUUAAAUAACUAUAUAUAAAUAUUAUUUAGAUGAUGCAAAAAGAGUAUCUUCCAUAGCAGCCCAACAUAAAGCUGCUGUUUUCAAAUCUGAUAGAUUAAUGAUCAUGUGUCAACAGUUAAUUUAUAAGUAUUUUUUAUUAACACCAGCAGAAUUAGAAAUAUGGGAUAGUGAUCCUGAAAUGUUUGGUAAGUUAUUUAUCAUUAUUAUUAAGUAAAUUUUAUAAUUUAUAUUAAAAUUAAAUUUCUUAUUCAUUUUUAUAGCUACUGACGAAGUAGGAGAGUAUUGGAAGUAUAAUUUAAAAGUAAUAGUGGUGUUUUAGAACAUUUAAUCUUUGAUUAAAUGAAUCUAAUAAAUAAAAUAAAAUUACAUAUUUUAGGCUUGUACAGAAUCAUUAUUCAUGUCAUUAUUCCACGAAUUCAGGGAAUUGUUGACACCUAGACUUGCAGCGACUAUAGAGUCAAACAGGGAGUUUGUUGAUCCUACAAACUUAGAAGCAGUAUUGAAAAAAGAUGCCAUUUAUAAUGCGUUUGGACUUACUGCGUUUGAAAUGUUUGAUAUUGUAAUUAUAAAAUUGAUUAAUUAAUCAUUUAUUUAUAUAAGAUGAUUAAUUUACUCUCUAUUAAUCAUUUUAAGGAUAAUGAGAAUUUUUAUCUAUUUAUAAAAGAAAAAUAAUAAAACAUUAAAAUCUAUAAAGGUCUAAUGACUAAAGUAUUUUUUAUUCGACUAUUAAAUGUUUCUUUUUAUUGUUUAUGUUAGAUAAAUUUUGAUGACUGGUUCAAUACAACCUUACGUCAAGAACUAAUGGAAACCCGGGGUCAUUCACGUGUAUUAAAGAGACGUGUGGCUUGGUUGAUAGGUCAAUGGCUUACAGUUAGACUUAAUCCAGAAUAUAGACCAGAACUUUACAACAUACUAAUUGGACUUUUAAAUCCUGAACAAGAUAUGGCUGUACGAUUAGCUGCUACGUCCACUUUGCGUUGUGCAAUCGAUGACUUUGAUUUUAGUUCCGAGCAUUUCAUUGAAUACUUGGAACCUAUGGCAUUAUCAUUAUAUAAACUUUUAGUCAGUGUACGAGAAUGUGAUACAAAGGUUUGACUGAUAUCUUAAUGCUAUUUAAAAUACUAAUAUUAAAUUUAAUAUGUGUUAUGUGUAUAUACAUAGUUAAAUGUACUGCACGUUAUGUCGUUUAUGGUAGAACGAUUAGGUCCAAUGGUUGAGCCAUAUUUUGACUCGUUACUUCAGUAUUUGCCAAAAUUAUGGACAGACUCUGAUGACCAUCAUAUGUUACGUUGUGCCAUUAUUUCCACAUUGACACAAAUUGUUCGAGUACGUAAUACAAUAUUUACUAAUAUAUUAAUAUUAUAAAUUGAUCAACUUUAUAUUAUUUAAAAACAGAUUUUAUAUAUAUUUCAAUUUUGUUUUAUUUUGUCAUAUUAGGCUAUUCGAACAAAAAGUGUAGAGCUCACACCGUUUUUAGUUCCUAUCAUACGAUACAGUGUAGAUGUCAAGGAAAAAGCAUAUAUUUAUCUACAAGAAGACGGUCUUGAACUUCUUUUGUCUUAUAUUGAGUCUUGUGCAACAUACAAUGAUGAUAUGCUAAGUUUAAUUAAUUAUCUUCUUCCUUUACUUGGUAAACCUAUUUGUGAGGGUUGGUUUUGUCUUAAUGAUUUUGUUAAUAUUAAUUAAAUUUUUACAUGACAGAUUAUUCAACUGAAAAUCUGAAAACUGGUUUUAUGAUACUUGAAGCAUAUGUUCUAAUUGCUCCAGAAAGAGUUAUUUCAGUAAGUGUUAAUUUUUUAAUAAAAAAUCUUAUGAUUUGAAGAAAAAAAAAUGUUAAUUCAUGUUUAAAAACGAGCUGAUACCGGGGAUGGGAGCGGCCACUGUUGUAGGUGAGAAGUUGGGUAGUUAGGCUAUAUAAGGUUAUUUCAUUUAUAUUUGUAAGCAACAAUAAACCAUUGCUUGACAAAAGACGAUUCCGAGCGCAUGUUUUGAAAGGUCAUAUAAUAUUUAUGAUUUUUGUCAAAAUUUAAUACUAGAGCACUAAAAUCUGAAAUUAAAACAUAAUAGGUAUUAUAUUAUUAAAUUAAGUGUAUAUAGUUUAUUAUUUCAUUAGGUCAUUUUAACAAAUACAAAACAUUUAUUUUAAUAUUUCAUUUUGGACAUCAAACUUUAAUUUUCAUGAACUAAAUUUGAAGUUGGUAUAGUGUGGGUAUAGUUUUUUUUCAUUUUUCCAAACUCAUUUUACUUGAAUCUGCAUUAAACUUAAAACAAAUUAGAUAAUUUACAAUGUGUGCAAAUUAUUUUAACCUCUACACAGUGAUAAUGCAAUAAUUUUCACAGAGAAUUUUAAGUGAAUUUAAUUACUUUUUAAUAAACUUCAUAUCCAUUUUUAUAUAAUUAAUUACUUAUCCUUCUAUAUUCCUCCAGCCUAAACUUAAAUAUUAGUGAUGUAAUUAGUAUAUCAAAUUAUCUCCUAACCUGUCUACUUUCUAUCAAACCAAAAAUGUUUGAAUAAAUUAUAUCUAAAAAAAAUAACACUGUUGCUUUCUCUACAAUUAUCUAUUGACCAGCUUGAAUUUAUAAGGGGAAAAAAUUUGUACCUAACAUUUUAAUUUUGUUUGUAAAUAUCUUUAUUAAUUCUAAAGAUUUUGUUUCCCUAGGAAUACGGUACUCAAUUAUUCAAUUUGACUACAUCCUUAAUGAAUGAUUUAAAAGAUGAAGGAAUUGUUUGUAUAUUAUCAUUAUAUGAAACAAUUAUAAAAGUAAAUGUACCUCAGACUAUUGAGUUAAUGAUGAUCGUUUUGGGACAAAACUUAAAGUAAUACUAUACAUUUCGAAUAAUGUAAAAAUUAUUUUAUAUUAAUAUAUAUGUAUAUAUAUAUAUAUAUAUAUAUAUAUAUAUAUAUAUUUAUAUUUAUAUUUUAAUGUUUAGGUCUUUGUGCUCAGGUGAAAUAGGAUUAACAGUAAACAGUUGCCGUUUAUCUUUGAUUUCUAGAGUGAUAUUGAAUGAUACAACUAUUUUUAUUCGAGUAAUACACUAAAUUUUUUUUUAAAUCUAUUUUUGCAAUUUAUUUAAUUUUUCAAUGUUCAAUAGGUUGUGGAACAUUUAUGUAUGUCUGAAAAUGGUAAUUUGAUACAUUUUGAUAAUGUACUUAGUAGAAUAAUUGAAGUUUGGUUAGAAAGAAUGAAUCAAAUUGUACAAAAUGAUAGAAGAAAAUUAUUAGGUCUUGCUUUAGCGUCACUUUUAACUUGUCAAAAGAAGUAAGUUAUUUGAUUAUACAAAGCAUCACAUCAUAUAUAAAUUUAAAAAUAACUAGUAAUAAUAAUAAUAAAUUAUUAUGUAUAUACCUUUUUUUUUUAUGUUUAUAUAUAGACCAAUUUUACAGUUAUUUAAAGAAAUUAUAACUGUAUGUGUUGAAACAUUAAACGAUAUAAUGAGAAAGACUGAUGAUGGAAUUUAUGCGGAGUAAGUAGAUCAAUAAUAAUAUAAUAAAUAAGAAUAACUUAACAACAUUAAACGUGAUAUUAAAUUAUAAACUAUAUUUUCUCUGAAUUUAAUUUCUAUGCUUGAUAAAAAAUCAUAAACCAAAAUACUUAAUUUAUUAUAGAUUGAAUUUUAUAAUUUUGUUAAAUUCGGUCAAUAAAUUGAAGAUACCAUUCUUGUAUAUUUUUGUUACACUACAAAAACAAAAUUAUCCGACUGUUUAACUUCUUUCCAGAACUUUUUUAUAUUUAUAAAUAUUUGGAAAAUUAUAAAGUUAACUAAUUAUUUGAUUAUUUUAAUCAUUAUCUACUCAAUUUAUUUAAAAUAGAAAUCGGCUUCCCUAAUUAUAAUUAAUAACUAAUAAUAAUGUUUGUAAGUCUUAGUAACAAGAGAACCUUAAUUUAAUUUUAAAAAACAACAUUAGUUGAUUGUAUGAAAUAAUAUGUGUAUUAUGCAUAAUAUGAUUUAUUGUUCUAUUUCAUUUUUAAUUAUUUAUUAACAGUUCCAUGUUAAUGACUGAUGAUUGUUCAAAUGUAAGCUCACGAGCAAAUUCUGAGUGUGAAUAUCAAUAUGAAACAGAACAUAAUGAAAGGCAAAGGUGUUUGUCACUUAAAGACCCUGUACAUUGCAUCCCAUUCCAUAAAUACUUACAAUCUCAGGUGAGUACACUUUUUUUUUCUUAUUAGUGGUUAGGCGUAUGUCUUAAGAAAGGGCCUUUUAUCACAAACCUGAUAGACAGUGCUUCGAGUAAGUUAGUGUUAUAAGUGUAUACCUAAUACCUACUACCUAGUUAUUGAAAAACUUAAUCUAUCUGUUAGCCCAAACCUGAUACUGUUCCAAAGAAGUUAGUGUCCUAAGUGUCCUAACCUAAAAACUUAUGAAAAACAUUAAAACUUGUUUUAUGAUUGAUAAAUUCAAACUAUAACCUACUUAUUCUUAACUCAUAUGUUGUCUUAUUCUCUAUUAAUAUUUGAAUUAUUGUUUGUUAUUAUUAUUAUUGUUGUUUCUGUUUUGUUCUUUAGCUGUUAGCAUUACAAAACCAAGUUGGAGAGCAACAGUUCCAAUGUAUGCUCAUCUCCAAAGUUGACAAUGAUAUACUAGAACAACUCUACUUGUACAUGUAGAGUAACAAAGCCAAACAUAUUCACGUCUAUUUCCCAUUCUGCUGCCUACUUUGCCCUUUUACACAAAAUUGCAUUAUAUUCUAAAGUGUCUACUAUAAAAUGUAAUAGGUAAACUAGUUAAAUUUAAAUAUUAACUAGGAUCUAUUAUUUUAUCAAAAUUGCAUAGUUUAUAUUAUAACCAGUAAAGUUGUAUGUAUUUCAAUUUAUUUUUUUGGACUACAACUAAUAUAGUAAUGGCCUACCGGGACAGAUCUAUUCUCUCAUAUGGUCCCAAUAUUCUGAAUUCUCUAAUUAACUUAUUUGGUGUGGUUGGUUACACAGUCAUAUAAUCCCACACCCAUUUUAUGAUUAUUUGUAAUUUGCCAUUGAUCUAAUGAGAAUAAUAUAUACUAGUCAUUAAUGAAUAGUAUUGAAGUUGAUUAAUUAUAAUUAUUUUAUUAGUGGUGGCAAAUAUCCAUGUACAUUUUAAAUAGAUUGAAGUAUUUCUCUUCUUGGUGUCUAUUUAUGCACUCAUUUAUUUGGUUAAGCAAUUUGUAAUGGAAAAAUGUCUUUUUACAUACAGAACACAUGUAGUCAGAUUAAUGCAAAUAUUGCCAUUCUAGAGUUUUAUAUUCACUAAUUUUUAGUGUAAUUGAUUAUAUUGGUUACCAAUAAUAUAUUAUUCCGUUCCAUUACCAUUGGACUGAAUUAAAAAUACCAGACAUUUUUCCAGUUGACUUUCAUUAGACCCGAUCACACAAAUUUGUCUUAUUAUGUUUAGUUAUUCCUAAUUUUAAGAGGGGAAUAUUGAUGAUUCACCCUUAUAAAUUAUGUUGUUCAUAUGUUUUUACUUUUUAAAAUUAUUGAUUAAUUGUAUAUUUAUUCAUGUAUUUGCAUAUGCAUAUAAUAUGUUUAUGAACUAUUGAUUAACUAUUGAUUAAUAUUAUGUUAGAAAUAUAUAUAUAUUUUUUUUUUACUGUUCAUUUUACACAGUCAUUUUGGACUAAACAUACUUUGUAUAGACUCGUGUAAUUUACAAUUUUAUUAAUAUUUUUAUGAUAUGAAAAUCACAUAUUAAAUUAUUUUAUGAGAAACCAUUAAAUUACCAUACAUGUAGAGAUACAUUUAUUAUAUAUUUUAAUUAUCUGCGUUAAUGAGAAAAGGAAUUCCAAGAUUGUGUAUUAGUUUUAUAAGGUAUAUGUAUGAAGGCUCAAAUACGAAUGUAAGAUGUGUAAAAUAACAGAAUAUUUGGCGGCAGAUGUGCAUUAGGGAUCAGCCUUAAGUCCUUACCUAUAUUUGUUGUAAUAAAUUAAGUUACGAAAAAAAUACUAGGUGAUGUACAUGGUGCAUGGUGUUUACAGAUAAUAUAGUUUUGAUAGGAGAAAACCUCAAAGUUAACAAUAGCCUUAAUAAAGAAUGGAGAGUAACAUUUGCAGGAAAGAGACUGAAAAUAAGUAAUAGUGAAACAGAGUAUAUAGAGUAUGUGUUUAAAUUGUUUAGGGGAACAGAACAAGAUAUCUAAUAACAAUAAGCGAAGUUUCGAGUUUAGGCACCUAGAAUCUUUUGUACAAAACGGUAGCUUUGACGAGGAUGUAAAAUUCCCAACAAAACUUAAAGGUAAGUUCUACAAGUGUGGUAAGACCAAUCAUGUUGUAUAGUUGAGAGUAUGAUGGACAGAAAAAUAAAACAAAUUUGUGUAGCAAAACUGAGAAUGAUCAAGUGUAGAUGAGUGAAGUGACGGAAGAAAAAAGGAUAACGAAUGAAUAAAUAUAAGAUAACUUAGGUGUGGGCUUUGAAAAAUGAGAGAUAAUAGACUGAGAUGGUUUGGGCUUGCCAUGAGAGGAAUACCGAAAAAAAUGUGGUUGAAUGUGAUUGACAAAAAUAAGAACAGCCUAUACAUGCGAGGUAGGGGAUUGGAUGGAACAUAAGUUUAAGACGAGGGUGGUCAAUCCCAAAUAGUUAGAAUGAUGAAAUGGAAUUAUUUAAUAAUAUACAUUUGUACGUAUUAUACACAAUUAUUGUUUUAAUAAUUUUCCAUUUUUAUAAAUAAAUUUGUAAUGUUAUGCAAGGCAAAACUUGUCAAUAGUUUACUUAUAUAAUCUCGAUAUUAGUCAAUAAGUUUGUUAUCUUUUCAAAGUUGAGGUAAGACCAAUUAUAUGGUCUUUGUAAGAACACGAUUAAUCAGAUCCUCAAUAUUUAGUUAUAUAUACAUUUUAUUAUGUAUUUAAUAUAGGCCAAUUGUGUGUUAAAGCCCAAAUGUAAAUAAAACAUGCAAGAUGCUCACUUACAAUGAUAUAAUAAAUUUUAAAUGAAAAUAUAGAAUAAUAUUUCAUAUUUUAUAUUUUAUUUAAAUAGAAAUAAUAGUUGUUGAAAUUUCAAGUCAUGCUGUUUAUACCAUUAUAUACUAUUGUUAUACGAAUACGUGGUGCAUGGAAUAAAUGGCGUAAUAUAUAGUUGAAGCACUGUAAAGCGUUAUUUUUAAAGACUCCGCUACCGGUAUUUGAUUUCAAUAAAACACGUUCAGUUUUCAGUCUGCACUCAACAGUUUAGUACAUUCUAUUGAAUAUUAUUAUGUUUAAUUUAAAUAAUUAAAUAUUAAAUAAUAAUUUGUUACAUUUUUUAUUUUCAUAAUUUUAAAUAUACAUAGAAUUUACAAGUAAAUUUAUAAUGAAAGAAUUUAAAUGGAAAAUAUAUAAAAUUUUUUUAUAUUAAUUAAAAUAUAAUAAGUUUUUUUUUAUAAAUAAGUUACUCCUUAUGAUUGUACAUAUUUUAAAUUGUACAACCACAUUGACCUUACUUAUUAUCAAAAUUAUUUAUUUAUUGUAAAUACAAUAAAAUUUAAAAAAAAAAAAGUUACCAGGAAACGCCACUGACAGAGGUUUUGUUAGGUAAUUUAUUCUGAAAAUAUGACUUGGGGAGAACUAGAUUUAUCUCUUUAAAAACAAUGAAGAAUAAUGAAAUUACAUCGGAAAAGCUUUAUUCAUUAUGUGAUAAGAUUGUUAAAUAAAAACUUUGUGGUUAAUAAUAAAUAUUUCUCUAGUUACAAUUGAAUAAAGUAUGUAGCAUUGGUUCAAAAUUUGUUGAAUUUUCUUUUUUUUACAAUUAUUUAAAAUGAUUACAAUUUUUAAUUAAAAUUUACAAAUACACGUUAAUUGAACGUCACUUAGAAUCAUUUCUUGUUGUGUAAAAAUAUAUGGGAUUAUGAGAGAUGUGUGUACAUCAGAUAUCAUUAAUAGGUAUAGGGUUACCAAAAAUCCAUCCCAAAUUAAGAAUUGUACUUAAUUUCUAUAAUGUCCAUUUAUUUUCACCAUAAUUUUCAAAAGUAUAGCCUAAAAAUAAAUAACUUUUUUUUUUUUUAUGCAAUAAUGAAAUAUUUUAUCUAGUUUCCAGAAAAUAGUUUGUUAUUCUAGUCUCGUUUGUUGAACAAAAAUGAAUUCAGAAAUAUAGACAUUUAAUAUUGUAAAAUUGUUAUUGUAUUUAUAUUUUUUAAUUCCCAUAAAAAAAUAUUGUAAUUAAUAAAUCUGAUUCGUCUUUUUUUGAUGGGGGAAGAUGAUAUCCCAAAAUAAAUGAGAUUAUAAACAUUGUAAAAAGGUUUUUUAUGAAAAAAAAAAAAAUAAUAAUACAUGUUACUUUGUAAGUAUGGCAUAAUGAAUUGUACAAUACAAAUUAGGAAUGACCAUAGGCUAUAAAUCUGCGUUUAUUUAGAUAAAAGUACAUCAUAAUUGAUAGAAUACCUACAAAAAGUUUUUAUUUGAUCCCAUUUCUUAAUUUCGUCAGCCACCAUGGCUAAUGAAUAAAUAUUUUAUAACUUCACAAAAUGCCAUUUAUCAACUG